Molecule: messenger RNA, 4712 nt
Organism: Astyanax mexicanus (Mexican tetra)
Lineage: Eukaryota; Metazoa; Chordata; Actinopteri; Characiformes; Acestrorhamphidae
Exons: 4
Coding region: 166-2175 (669 amino acids)
Source: RefSeq, a predicted model, not a curated record
UAGCACUGCUGAGGCUAAUAUACUAUCAGGUUGCCGAGCAACGGCAGGCUCGCGCUGGCUAACUAAACCGACUAAACUACUAAACUGACUGUGUUUAAAAUCAGUGUUUCAGACUACUGAAUAACGAGAGACAACCUAACUACAGCAUCCUCGCUAUGAGCCAUAAUGCCCUCAACAUCUUCAGUAACCACGUCAAAACCAGGACCAAGACCAAGACCAAGACCAAAGCAAAGGUCAUAUCCAUUGCUAGAUAUUCUUCCACCCGUCCCUGCUGAUCAGUUUGCUGGAGCACAAAGACAGGCACACUGCAGUCCUCCUCAAAAGAUAAAACGUCUCAAGACAAGGAAGGAGAGGAAUCAGAUUCGAGGGCCAAACAUCAGCAGCUUUUUCUUUCAAAGCCAUGUUAAAAAAGUCAGCAAAGACAAGGCACAGGGGUGCAGCUGCAAGGAAUCCCACUCCGGUCAUUCCCACAAACAUUUCAUAAAAGAUAAAACUAUCACUAAACUGUUCCAUCCACAUAGGCCAAGUAUCAUCACAGAGGGGCGCCUGACGUCUAGCAGAGGCCUCUUUAGCCAUGAGGUGAGGUCUGUGGAUAUUGAGAGAUUGAUGAAAGAUAGAAGGAAGAGUCAAAGUCAGGCAGAAGACCAUCAAGCUGCUGCAGAUAACUCCUUGUCUGUGUCUUCACCCUUAAUUUUUAGUCCUAGGCCAGAAUCUGGUGAGCCUGUUGCUUCUAUUUCUAGAUGUGUGCAAGAUGUAGAUGGAGAGCUGGCUUUAGAGCAGACGAAUCAUCUGCAGACAAUCACAGAAGAACAUAGUUAUAUGCUGACCUGCCAUGAAUCUUUGGAGAACGUUGUUGGAUCAGGACACAGAUCGUCUAAUAAGACCAAACCUGCAGUUCUUUCUUCAACAGAAAGCGAUUUCAUUCAGUCCUUCUCAACCCCUGACCCACCCAACAAGACUGGCCCUCCUUACCCACCAGGAGAACGGGAAGAAGAGCCAGCAGCAGACAAGACAACUACGGCAGACAAGACCCCCUUAGAUAAGCAACAAAGAACUCACAACCCACUCAUUAGGUCUCUACAGUCUGACCCUGCAGUCUGCACUGUUGUUUCUCCAACUACUCCUGCAGCUAAUGCUCAGCAGAUUGACCCUGAUGCUCUGGUUUCCAGCGAGGCAAUAGGCAGGCUGGCAGCUCGCCUGUGCCAGGACCUUCCUUUAACUCCUUUGCGAUGCCACCUCCCCCUACUGACUGAGUGCAGAGAGGUGCUCCUGCAGGCCCUGCAGGAGAGGAACAGCCAGACUGGGCUUCACUUACAGCUCACUACUCCUACAGCACUUCCAGAUCUGAGGCACCAAAUCACAGAACAAGCAAGCUCCAGCUCACAGCAGAGAUAUGGAGAAAGCACACCCACACCCAUGCAUUUCAGCUUCACAAGGGGAUAUGAAGAUAAGAGCUCACGCAGAGACUUUGUAAGAGAGGAUGUUUACCCAGACACUGAACGAGGAGCAGGUGAUGAGAGGAGGAGGAGGCCUCAUGUGUGGACAGUGUACUCACCUCAGGAUGUCUUCACAAAGCUACAGUCACCAUGUGAAGAUUUAUUGGACCAAUGGAGUGUAAGAAUCCCAGUUCCAGAGUCCCUUACAGCCAAUCAGCUCCACAAACCACUGCAGCGAGUCUCUCUGCACCAAGCCUUCACUGCAAUAGAAACACCAACACCUUAUUCCAACAGCUGUGGACCUGAAUCUGCUAAGAUGUGUUUUCUGAAGCCACAGAAGCAAGAGAAACCGUCCAUCAGCCAAAACACAGUGAGAGAAAUCAACGCGCUGCUCGACCAGUGGAGCAGUGACCCAGAUUUAGCGUUCCUGUUCCAUGAAAACGUGAGGAGAUCCCAUACAUCAUCCGAUCAUCUGACAGAGCCGAAUUCAUCGUCUCCUUAUCAGAAGGUGGAGAGUGCCAGAGGGAGACCACCUGCUGGGGCAUCAUCCACCGUUUCAGCGUUCUUUCCCCCUGAAGGAUUUACUUACGAACCUUACUAUCGCUUUCCACAUCCACUCAACGUCAUCAACAGGCCAGAGAGGUCCAGUAGCAGUCCUUAUAUUCUCUCAGACAUCAGAGAUUUAGGACUUUCUCCGUCUUUACUCUUAAACACUCCUUAUUUCCGUUAUUCACUGUAAAGCUUAGAGCUGCUCUGCAUUAUACACUCAUUAUGCUGGGAUGAAAUAUUACAUUUUAAGUAGUAAAGGUUAGUUUAUGAGGUUUGUAACCACCACAGGUCCUGCACUCACUUUUAAAGAUGUCAGCUACACAGAUUUUUAGAGAUUGGCUGCAGAAAAAUGAUUAGAGACCAAGUUAUCUGUUUCAUAUUCAUAGGUUCAAGUUUUAAUGCUGCAUUGCAAUUAAUACUAAAAUUGACACUGCAAAAGUAAAAAGAUUUUGUCCACAAUUGAUCCAAUUCAAUAAGUAACUAUAUAUCAAACAUUUUCCCCUUUUGGGACAAAUCAGUUCUUCUUCUUCUUCUUUUCUUAAAUUGGACAUAUUAACAUCAUAAAAACUAAAAUGACUUAUUUUUUUAUUUAUUCAUUUUUAUGAAAUCACCUAAGCAAAAAUAAAAGUAAAUAAAAUGACUUAUUUCUCUCCCCAAAAUUGGGGGAAAUGUAUAAGAUAUGGUUAAUUAUUGAAAAGGCUGAGUGUACUAACUAAAAUAUAACUGAAAAAAUACUUAAUACAGUGUACAUUAAUAAGUGGGUAAAAGAUAAACUGAUAAUUAUACCCAAUUUUUCUGCAGAAGGCUUUCUGUGUUGUUUGAUCUCAGAAUCUGCUGGAAUUUUAUAGAAUACUUUUGGAGAUUAAGCAUUUCUUUUACUCCUAGAACUAUUCAGAGUAGCAGAUAUUUUGAAAAAGGGUGCCCAGGUUUUUGCCUGACUCUGUUCACAUUUUAGUAUAUAAAACAUAUUAUAUAUUAAUGUGACAGUGUGAUGUGUUAGGAAUUCAGAUUGUGCGAUUCUUUUUACCACAGCAAGGCUGUGACACAGGCUGUGCCAGUUCUUUGCCUACUACAGUUAUACAUCUUUAACAAAAAAAGGGGGAAAUCUUAAGCACUGGCUUAGAAUGUCAGGGUUUCAGGGACACUGUUAAAAAAUAAAACUAGCAGACUUUGAAAAAUAAAGUCAAAUUGUUACGAGAAUGCAGUUGUUAUACAGGUGCAUCUCAAGAUAUUUGAAUAUCAUUGAAAAGUUACUUUAUUUCUGUAAUUCAGUUCAUAAUGUGAAAUUCAUAUAUUAUAUAGAUGUAUUACACACAGAGUGAUCUAUUUUAAGCGUUAAUUUCUUUUCUUGCUGAUGAUUAUGGCUUUUCUGAGUGUCUCAGAAAAUCUGAAUAUUAUGUAAGACCAAUUAGUAUAUUUGGCAGUGUGGGCAUUGUGCCAAAUCCUGCUGGAAAAUGAAAUCCCCAUCCUCAUAAAAGUUGUCAGCAGAGAAAAGCAUGAAGUGCUGUAAGAUCAUCACUUCCAAAAGUACCAGUUGGUCUUAUAUAAUAUUCAAAUUGUCUGAUCAUCAACAAUAAAAGAAAUAUACGCUUAAAAUAGGUCUCACUGUGUGUAAUACAUCUAUGAAAUAUAUAAGUUUUGAACUGAAUAACUGAAGUAAAGAAAGUUUCAAUGAUAUUCAUAAUUUUUUUGUGAUGCACCUGUAUUUUGAGAAUACAUUCUUAAUAUUUUGAGAAUAAAAUAACAAUAUUUUUGUAUUAAUAAACCAAUAAAGAAAACACCAGACUGUUAUUAUAAGACAAAGAAACAGCUGCACUACUUUUUUGUUAAAGAAAUUGGCAGGAAAACAUGGGGCCAGUGGUUAUCUACAGGGCUAUCACUGUGCCAUUAGAAGAGGACAUGUAGUGAAACAGAUUAUGAGGCAAAUGUUUUAGUUUUCGUAUACUAAUGAUAAUCUGAUGCGCCGAGAGAUUAAAUAUUUCUUUAUUGAUAAAACUGAUUAGAAGAAUAUAACCUUUUCCUUGUAGCAAUACAUGUGUAUUUUUGGAAAUGUUUUAUUUAUUUUCAAAAAAUUGCGACUUUAUUCUUAAAGUCUGCCAUUUUUACAUUUUUAACAGUGGCCCUAAAAUGCUGUCAUAGCUUUAACAGCAGGACCUGUGGUGGUUUAUAUUAAACCUCAGUGAUUGGAUGUGGACAUGCCUGUAAGUACUGUAUGAAUUUGACCACUUAUUUUGACGUGUCACAAUUAUGCGUUUUGGAAUACGAAGGCUUCUGGUGUAAUGGUGGAUGACCCCAGUUCUGCUAGUGGAACUGCAUUAAAAUCAGGAACUGGUAGACGGGUUUUCUGUAGAUUCUUCUGCGUGUGGUGCGUUGUGGUAGUAAGUGAACGUUUAGGGUGUAGUGUUUGAGCAAUUCCAGACCUUUUAACAGGAGCGGACAUCAAAGUAAAAGAGAAAUCAAAAAAAGAAAAAUGCCCUGUAUAAUCUCCAGUCAUUUUUAAUUUAACUCUGAACAAGGAUGCAGAUUCACGUCUGAUAUUAUUUGCAAUCUUUUUUCUGUCAUUGUUUUAUUUGUUUUCAUUAUAUUCCAACUAAUUUCCCAAAAUUUGUUUAAUUUCUUCUUUUUGUAAUCAAGAGCUUGAAAUUAAAGGCUCAGAAAGCAAGCAGGAAGACUCAUUACAUGUAUUCUCUAUGUGCAAUCAUAAUUAAAUUUGAACUGUCCAUCUCA